UUGCAUACUGAUUUUUCUAUACAAUCCGGACUCUAUACUGAUUAAUUUCAGUCUAUAUAAGAAUGCUAACCCACACCCACAAACUAAAACAUAUGAGAAGAAAAGAUUAAUUGGUUUUUGUUUAUCUGUGUCUUGUUGUAGUUCUGUCAUUACUUACAGCAAUGGAGAGACAACAACUGUUUCAUGUUUCUGAUUCUUGUUCUAUUCUCAAGAAAAUUAAGAAUCCAAAUAAAAGAAAAGAAUGUGAAUGUCAACAUGCCGAGAGAGAAGUGUUUGCUGGGUCCCCGCCACCUUUCAAUGAGCAUCCUUUUUGGUUCAAGAAGCCAAAAACAAGCAGCGGAAUUGGUUCCAUUGUUGUUGCUUCAAGAAAUCCAGGGAGGGUUGUAAAGGAACCAAAGCUUUUUGAUGAAAACUGGGUUUUCAAGAACUCUGUUGAUAGUGAUUCAAGAAACAAAGAAUCUGCGGAAGAGUUGGAGAGAAGGGUGGCUUUUAAUCUUAGGACGAUGAGAUCGUCUUUUAGCCUUGGGGAUUUGCUAGAGGAGAGGUCUCGUGGGGUAUCAACUCAACUAAGUCUGUAUCAUCAUGACCCAUUCGAGAUCAAGAAGAAGAUGAAGCCAAGUGAUCUGGGUAAUCUAUGCAGGCUGCUUGUGUCUGCAGAUUUGGUUGAGAAACAUAUCCUGCCUUUCUUGAACGAGGAUCAAACUAAACAGGUUAUAAUUCCGAAUCAAGAAAGGAAUGGUUUGAAGGUCUGGGUUAGGGAUAUUGACACUGAAAGUAUGCAUCAGUUGGUCUUCAAAAGAUGGAGCACUUCUAAAAGUUAUAUUUUCAAUGAUGGCUGGACAAAGCACUUCGUUAAAAGGAGGAAUUUGGUUGAAGGAGAUGAAAUUGGACUCUACUGGGACAAUGAUCAGUCAAGAUUUCAUUUCAGUGUUCUGAGUAGAGCUGCUGCUACUGGCUAAGACUAAGAUUUUGUAUUUGCUCUUAGGUUAUGUUUGAUUGUUGUUUAGAAUCUGAGAUGCUUGCUUGUUUUAUUGUAGUCAACUUCUGUUGUUAUUAUUCUGUUAUAAUCAAUCCAGUUUAGU
Molecule: messenger RNA, 1082 nt
Organism: Populus trichocarpa (black cottonwood)
Lineage: Eukaryota; Viridiplantae; Streptophyta; Magnoliopsida; Malpighiales; Salicaceae
Product: putative B3 domain-containing protein At1g78640
Exons: 1
Coding region: 162-959 (265 amino acids)
Molecular function (GO): DNA binding
Source: RefSeq, a predicted model, not a curated record